Messenger RNA from Vitrella brassicaformis, 1188 nucleotides. NCBI's taxonomy places the organism in Eukaryota, Vitrellaceae. The record is from the annotation of a GenBank genome assembly.
AUGCCGCCGCUACCACGGGAGGUGUGGACGCACCAGGACGCCCUGCAGAUAGCCCUGGGGGCGGUGACGACGGUGUACGGCAGCCACGCAUCGCUGCGCUUCCACGACUGGCGCGUCGCCGAGGGGAUGGUGGUGCGGCAGGUGUUCACCGUGCGGACCGACCAUAGAGGGAACGAGGGGCCGGUGUCGUAUAAGACGCCGGAGAAACGGGAGGAGAUAGAGCGCAGAAGGCGGGUCACGACCGUGGUGUACAACUUCGUGACCGAGCAGGGCGGGAGUGAGCAGCGGGGGGCCCACAUCACCUUCCAGCGGAUCGCCAUCUUCACGGCCUACGACACACGCCGGGACGAGCCGACGUCAGGGCUGACGGAGGAGCAGGAGCUCAACCCCCUCGCUCACAUCGGCCUCAUCUAAGGGAGGGCAACGACCAUGAGCAUCCACUCCGCCCCCACCACCGCCACCCAGACCGGCGCCGAGCCGACCAACAACACCAACCCCGCCCUCGCCACCGCCACCGAGACCGUCACCGAGACCGGCGUUGCGACCGCUGCCGCCGCUGCCACCAUCCCCACCCUGAGGAGCCCAUCGAAGCGGCCGCUGCCGCUACCGGGCGAGAAGGGCGAGACGGAGGACGGGGAGAGACGGCAGAAGGCCCGCAACGAGGCGCAGCAGCAGCAGCAGCAGCAGCAGCAACAGGGGGUGGUGCCGAUGUAUUGGUACAUGCCAUGGAUGGGCAUGAUGGGGGCGGACGGGACGGGGAUGGGCGUGGCUGGGGGUGAGGGCAUGAACACCACCACCCACAACCACCAGGCGCCCCCUGGACAACACGCCCCCACCCCGGCCGCAGCACAGCAGUGGUGGGGUGGCUACCCGCCGUACGCACUCUAUGGCAUGCCGCCAGGCGCGACGGCCCAGCAGACCACCACACCCUCCCAGCAACGGGCAGCUCAGCCUGAGCAGAAGCCCCAGGAACUGGAGGGGGAGGCGCUGACGGCGGCGGUAGUGGAUUUUGGGAAGAAGAAGCAACAGCAGCAGAGCACUGGCGGACACUCGGCGGACGACCAGGCCAGCGCUGCGGCAGGAGGGGGCGAGGAACCCACAGCCGCGGCGGAGAAGGACAGCGGAGAGCCGAGGGCUGCGGGGCUGGAGGGAUCGGACGCUGCCCCAUCGCCCCCGAACGAUGGCUAG